Tarenaya hassleriana is the source of this 1372-nucleotide messenger RNA. Its product is annotated as replication protein A 32 kDa subunit B. Gene Ontology annotation, molecular function: DNA binding. The record is from RefSeq and is a predicted model, not a curated record. Lineage: Eukaryota; Viridiplantae; Streptophyta; Magnoliopsida; Brassicales; Cleomaceae. Gene Ontology annotation, biological process: nucleotide-excision repair; DNA replication; double-strand break repair via homologous recombination. Gene Ontology annotation, cellular component: site of double-strand break; chromosome, telomeric region; DNA replication factor A complex. The transcript has 11 exons. Bases 57 to 980 code for a protein of 307 amino acids.
UCUUCCCCCGAUAUGAAGGAGUAACGGCCGGGCUUCACGUACGGAUCCAAACGGGCAUGUACAGUGACAACAACUGUCACAUGUCAAAAUUUCCGGAAAUCGCAUUCCGCGGUGUGAACUUUGAAGUUCCAUUAGGUUUCGGUUCGACGGGAAACCAGAAGAUGUACGGCGGAGAGUUCGACGGCAGCGCCGCCUUCUCCGGCGGUGGUUUCAUGCCUUCUCAGGCCACUACUCAGGGCCCUGACUCCUUCUCUUCCUACAAGAAUCGUGAUGUCCGCACCUUGCUUCCCCUGACACUGAAGCAACUGAAUAGUAUAUCUACAAAUGGUGAAUCAAACUUCUUCAUAGAUGGCGUUGAAAUCAACACUGUUGCUAUCGUGGGGCGGGUCUGUAGCAUGGAGAACAGAAUCACUCAGGUCGACUUUGUUAUUGAUGAUGGGACUGGCCGAGUUGAAUGUGUUAGAUGGGUUCAUGAACGUCAAGACACAGAUGAGAUAGAAGCGGUCUCGCUGGGGAUGUAUGUCCGUGUGCAUGGACACUUGAAGAGCUUCCAGGGGAAACGUUCCUUGAACAUUUUCUCAAUAAGGCCUGUCACCGACUUUAACGAGGUUGUGCACCACUUCAUUGAGUGUAUGUAUGUCCAUAUGUACAACAGUAAAUUAAGGGGUGGUAAUACUCCUAAGUCUCAAAUGCCGUAUUCGACAACGCCAUCCUCUGCAAAGGGGUACCAAGCUGGCCCAUCGAAUCAGUUCGCUGGCCAACAUAACGAUGCAAUGCAUGGCAUAAGGCAGAUGGUCCUGAAUUACCUGAAUCAGCCCGCUCACCUUGCGUCUGAAGCUGGGGUACAUUGUGAUAUAAUCGCCCGAGACCUUAGAGUUUCGCUGCAGAAUGUCAGGGACGCUUUAGAUCAACUAUCAAACGAUGGCUGUGUUUACUCCACAAUGGACGAAUCUUGCUUCAAAUCAACAGCAAAUGCUUGAAUUUGCAAAGCGUAGAUGCCAAGGUAUCCCCCCCCCCCCCCAAUUCCAAUCAUUUUGGUACCAAACGGAGUUCCCACAAGUUUUUAUGAAUAUGCCUGCCCAGUGGUUUUGGACAGCGAAUAGGCUUUAAGGUUUCGGAUAUCUGCAUAGUCGUAGACUUCAACCUUAUCCGAUUUAAGUCCGAUCAAGUACCUUUGGAGGAGGGUACACUGUUAUGGGGCUUAGUCUUGCUUUCGAACAUAUGGUAUUCUCUUCUAUGUUUCAAGUCAUAGAUCGGAUUAAAUAUUAAGGAAUCACUGAUUACUACGAGCCAAAAUGCCCAGAAGCUUAGCAAAUGAAUAACAAGGAUGACGAUGUUUGAUUGUUUUGUUAAUCAAAACUAUCUUCCGUCA